AUGAUGGACCACAACAGCUCCUAUGCUCUGCUGUCUAAGGAGCAGCUCAUUUACACCAUCACCAUACCGCUGUCCACCUCAAUCAUCCUGGCCAACCUCGCUAUCAUCUGGGGCAUAUCCUGCAACCGUGAGCUCCACAACACGCCAAACUACUUCUUCCUCAGCCUGUUGGUGGCUGACAUGUGUACAGGUGUGGCGCUGCCGUUCAUCCCACUGAUGGGCCUCAACAGGGAGUUGAGUUUGAACUCCUGUCUGGUGGCUCAUGUGUUCCCGAAUUUCCUCUUCCUGGCGUUUCUGUUCAACCUGGUGAUGGUCCACUACGAGCGCUACAUUUGCAUCGCCGACCCUCUGCGUUACAACAACCUGUGGAUGCAUCGCAAUUUCCCACUGGCCCUGUUUGUGGUGUGGACGCCACCUCUUUUGUACGCGUCUCUUCCGGCUUUCGGCUGGAACAACUGGACCGGGCCAGACUGGAACAGCUGUUGUGAGAACGCCGAGCUCCUACUGCCCCCCUCACAGUGCUCCGUCAACGGGAGCGCGUGCUGCUCCUACAGGCGCGUCUUCCCCAACGCCUUCAUCUACUUGGAGGUGUACGGAAUCGUCCUGCCCGCGAUCCUCACCAUCGCUGGCAUGACCGGCCACGUUUUGUUCAUCACCCGUGGUCAGCUGAAGGACAUCUGCCGCCUCCACCGCUCGCUGGGGCGCGGAGGCCAGGCCUCGGACCAGGAGCAGAGGCUGAACCUGCGCUACACCAGGUGCGUGGUGGCCGUGUCGCUGACCUUCCUGGCCUGCUGGGUCCCCUACCUCAUUUACAUGCACAUUUCCACGGCGUUCUUAAUCAGCGACACCAAGUGGAACUCCACCACCGCCAUCGUGAUGUCCUGCACCGGCAUCGGAAGCAUGGCCGUGGUGCCACUGGUGCUGGGCCUGGCCAACAGGCAGUACACAGAACCCGCGUACAAACUCUUCCAGAAACUCCGGGACAGGUGGAGGAGGGCUCGAGAGUCAGAGGACACCGCAUUGUGA
This is a messenger RNA of Menidia menidia (Atlantic silverside), 1026 nucleotides long. The record is from the annotation of a GenBank genome assembly. NCBI's taxonomy places the organism in Eukaryota, Metazoa, Chordata, Actinopteri, Atheriniformes, Atherinopsidae.